AUGUCCGACCAAGACGUUCAUCCAAGCAAAUACAACAAAUUGCGAACCACCCAUAAAUACUAUAUCGAUUCAUACAAUACAUUGUACCAGCUAAAAACGGAAAAUGAAGAAGAAUUAAAGUCAAUUUACAAAAUGAUCAAAACAGAAUUGAUUGAUUCAAAGAAAUAUCUCCCAACAAAUGCUAUUAAAGGCAUUUUAGAUAUCGUUCCGUAUAAUAAUCGCUAUACAAAGUCAUAUUUAUUUCUUGCCAAACUCAUAUCUGAUGAUUACCAUGUCACAGAGGUCAAAAGUGUUGCACUUAUUUCAAACUUCCUGUUUUUUAAAGAAUAUGGAAUUAAAUUAGACAAAUCUGCCGAUUUUGAAUUCUUUGACUCGGAAAAUCUGGAUAUUCAUACAGAAAAUACAAUUUACAGAGCAAUUAUGAAUAAUGACAAAGAAAAAUUCAUCUCAUUCACCGAAAGGCAAGGAUUUGAUACAGAUCAAAAACUUAAAAGCAGAUUAUACCCACAUCCUUACGAAGAAUAUUCAUUACUUGAAUUAUGUUGUUACCACGGAGCAGUUGAUUGUUUCAAGUUUUUAAGAACAAAAUUCAGCUCAGAAAUAACUGCAAAAUGUCUUCUAUUAUCAUUUUUAGGAGGAAAUCCGGAGAUCAUGAGUGAAUGUUUGAAAUAUCAAAAACCAGAUGAAGAAUGCAUGAAAUAUGCAAUUAUCUCGCACAACAUUGAUUUUGUUACAUUCUUGAUGAAUGAAUACAAAUUAGAGAUCAAUUUAAAAUACUGUGGACUUUACAACAAUUUUGAAUCCUAUUUAGUUUAUUUCGAUCAAACUAAUGAUAUAAACAAAUGCUUUGUUUUUUCACCGAUUUUUAAUAAUCCAUCCUUUUUGGAAGACUUCCUUUCACAUGGUGCGAAUAUCAAUGAAAAAGAUAAAAAGAGGAAAACCGCUCUUCAUUUUGCAGCAAAAAAUAAUAAUAAAGAAACAGCUGAAGUUCUUAUUUCACAUGGUGCAAAUAUCAAUGAAAAAGAUAAUAACGGACAAACAGCACUUCAUACUGCAGCAGAACAUAAUAGUACAGAAACUGCUGAAGUUCUUAUUUCACAUGGUAUAAAUAUCAAUGAAAAAGAUAAAAAGAGGAAAACCGCUCUUCAUUUUGCAGCAAAAAAUAAUAAUAAAGAAACAGCUGAAGUUCUUAUUUCACAUGGUGCAAAUAUCAAUGAAAAAGAUAAUAACGGACAAACAGCACUUCAUACUGCAGCAGAACAUAAUAGUACAGAAACUGCUGAAGUUCUUAUUUCACAUGGUAUAAAUAUCAAUGAAAAAGAUAAAAAGAGGAAAACUGCACUUCAUAUUGCAGCACAAUAUAAUAAAAAAGAAACUGCAGAAGUUCUUAUUUCACAUGGUGCAAAUAUCAAUGAAAAAGAUGAUGAUGGAUAUACUGCUCUUCAUAUUGCAGCAGAACAUAAUAGUACAGAAACUGCCGAAGUUCUUAUUUCACAUGGUGCAAAUAUCAAUGAAAAAGAUAAUAACGGACAAACAGCACUUCAUAUUGCAGCAGAACAUAAUAGUACAGAAACUGCAGAAGUUCUUAUUUCACAUGGUGCAAAUAUCAAUGAAAAAGAUAAUAACGGACAAACAGCACUUCAUAUUGCAGCAGAACAUAAUAGUACAGAAACUGCAGAAGUUCUUAUUUCACAUGGUAUAAAUAUCAAUGAAAAAGAUAAAAAGAGGAAAACCGCUCUCCAUAUUGCAGUAGAGAAUAAUUGUAAAGAAAUAACAGAUAUUCUUAUUUCACAUGGUGCAAAUAUCAAUGAAAAAGAUAAAUAUGAAGAAACUGCACUUCAUAUUGCAGUAGAAAAUAAUAGUGAAGAGAUCGCAGAACUUCUUAUUUCACAUGGUGCAAAUAUUAAUGAAAAAAAUAAACAUGGAAAAACCGCUCUUCAUUUUGCAUCAGAAUAUAAUAGAAAAGAAACUGCCGAAGUUCUUAUAUCACAUGGUGCAAAUAUCAAUGAAAAAGAUAAAUAUGGACGAACUGCUCUUCAUAUUGCAGCAUGGUAUAAUAGUAAAGAAACUGCUGAAGUUCUUAUUUCACAUGGUGCAAAUAUCAAUGAAAAAGAUAAUAAUGGAGAUACUGCUCUUCAUAUUGCAGCAGAAGAUUAUAGUAUAGAAAUUGCAAAAGUUCUUAUUUCACAUGGUGCAAAUAUUAAUGAAAAAAAUAAGCAUGGACAAACCGCUCUUCAUUUUGCAUCAGAAUAUAAUAGAAAAGAAACUGCCGAAGUUCUUAUUUCACAUGGUGCAAAUAUUAAUGAAAAAAAUAAGCAUGGACAAACCGCUCUUCAUUUUGCAUCAGAAUAUAAUAGAAAAGAAACUGCCGAAGUUCUUAUAUCACAUGGUGCAAAUAUCAAUGAAAAAGAUAAAUAUGGACGAACUGCUCUUCAUAUUGCAUCAGAUUAUAAUAGUAAAAGAGCAGCUGAACGUCUUAUUUCACAUGGUGCAAAUAUCAAUGAAAAAGAUAAUAACGGACAAACAGCACUUCAUAUUGCAGCAGAACAUAAUAGUACAGAAACUGCAGAAGUUCUUAUUUCACAUGGUAUAAAUAUCAAUGAAAAAGAUAAAAAGAGGAAAACUGCACUUCAUAUAGCAGCAGCAAAGAAUUGUGAAGAGAUGGCAGAAGUUCUUGUUUCAUAUGGUAUAAAUAUCAAUGAAAAAGAUAGAAAGAGGAAAACCGCACUUCAUAUUGCAACAGAAUGUAAUAGCAAAGAAACUGCUAAAGUUCUUAUUUCACAUGGUGCCAAAAUAUAA
Molecule: messenger RNA, 2799 nt
Organism: Trichomonas vaginalis G3
Lineage: Eukaryota; Parabasalia; Trichomonadida; Trichomonadidae
Product: Ankyrin repeat family
Exons: 1
Coding region: 1-2799 (932 amino acids)
Molecular function (GO): protein binding
Source: RefSeq, a predicted model, not a curated record